UCGAUUGACACCAUCUCUUCAGUCAAGACAUCAGAUUCUGCUCAAAGCGUCUAUCUUCAUACUCAGCACCAGAUUCUUCCAGUAGCAAUUGGCAGCAAUUCUCUUCAACUAUCAUCAUUCUGCGAAAAGUCCUCGUUCUGAUCUUUGUUGGAAGCAUCUGACUUAGUUCAGCAACAAUGGCAGUGACAAUGACAGCUCCAGCUGCACUUCUGGGAGGAUUGAGGAGUGCUCCGUUGAGCUCCAGCUUGAAGAACUCGAUCUCCAGCAGCAGCAGAAGCAUUGUGAGGUAUGCCAUGCUGCAGAGACCGACGGCGGCCAGAAGAAUGAAGUCGAUCCGAUGUGAAGGAAUCAGGGAGACGGUGGACAAGAACACGAAGAAGGAGAUUACGAGGGAAGAGAUUCUGGAGAACCAGGAGACGAACGAGUCCGAGAAGCAGUCGGUGUUCGGAGCCAAGCCCACCUCCGGGUCCUUCUAUCCUCGCCCCGAGGUCGAGAGACGCCCAGAAACUGGCGACAGGAGCCUCGAGAGCAUCUUCGCCUUCGACGGUGCUGCACCAGAAACCAUCAAUGGCCGAUUGGCGAUGGUGGGGAUUGUCUGGGCUGCCAUAGCAGAGAGGAUGAGUGGGUUGACAGUCUUCGAGCAGCUGUACACUCAGGGCACCGGGCUGGUGUUCUACGUUGCACUCGUGCCGCUCAUCGCCUACGCAUCGAUCGUGCCCAUGCUGAACGGAGAGUCGACCGAUGCUCGCAGCAAUGGUCCUUUCACCGCGAGGGCUGAGCGCUGGAAUGGCCGACUCGCCAUGCUCGGAUUUCUGGCACUGGUUCUGACGGAGCAGUUUACCCACACGCCAGUUUUCAACAGCUUGUUCUAAGCCUGAGCAGCUGCAUCAUGUACAGUAGAAGAUAGGCAGAGUGGCGUCGGCCGUCUGCUUUGUGCACCAGGGCCUGUAGGAUGUACAGAUCCAGUUUCCAGCUUCCAACUUCAAGCUUCUAGCAGCUUGUCAAGAUAUUGUAUUUUACGUCAAUUGGUUUAAUGGGAAAUGUAAAAUUUGCUC
Messenger RNA from Marchantia polymorpha subsp. ruderalis, 1055 nucleotides. The record is from the annotation of a GenBank genome assembly. Lineage: Eukaryota; Viridiplantae; Streptophyta; Marchantiopsida; Marchantiales; Marchantiaceae.